Pygoscelis adeliae (Adelie penguin) is the source of this 2832-nucleotide messenger RNA. It is a transcript of the gene NAPRT, whose product is annotated as nicotinate phosphoribosyltransferase. The record is from RefSeq and is a predicted model, not a curated record. Bases 1 to 1527 code for a protein of 508 amino acids. Gene Ontology annotation, molecular function: nicotinate phosphoribosyltransferase activity. The transcript has 13 exons. Gene Ontology annotation, biological process: NAD+ biosynthetic process. NCBI's taxonomy places the organism in Eukaryota, Metazoa, Chordata, Aves, Sphenisciformes, Spheniscidae.
AUGCGGUGCAUCGCAGUGCCAGAGUCCAGGGUCCAGGCGCAAGUUGCGCAGUGUCGACACGGAGCAAAUCGGAAGUGCCGUGGGGUCGCGCAGCAAGCGCCAGACAAAGCCACAGCAGCGCCCAGCCUGGGCGACGUCGCCUACCUGCGCUCCGUCCUGCCCAGCACCACGGAGGACGCCUUCUUCGAUUACCUGGCCACCCUGGACACCUCGGAGGUGACCGUCUCUGCUGUGCCGGAGGGCUCUGUCGUCUUCGCCAGGGUCCCGUUCCUGCAGGUGAAGGGGCCACUGCUGGUGGUGCAGCUGCUGGAGACCACAUUGCUGUGCCUGGUCAACUACGCCAGCCUGGUAGCCACGAACGCCGCUCGCUUCCGACUCCUUGCUGGCCCGGACGUGAAGCUGGUGGAGAUGGGGCUCCGUCGUGCUCAGGGGCCGGAUGGUGCCCUCUCAGCCUCCAAGUACUCCUACAUCGGGGGCUUCGACUACACCAGUAACGUCCUGGCAGGGAAGCUCUACGGUAUCCCGGUGUGCGGCACCAUCGCCCACUCCUUCAUCAUGUCUUUCACCUCGCUGGAGGAGGUGCAGCUCCGGAAGCUGCCACCGCUGGCAGGAGGAGAGCCAGUGGAUCUCCCGGCCCUGGCUGAGUCGUGGCUGCAGCGGGUGUGUGAGCUGCUGCAGACCCCCCCUGAGAAGGCGAACCGGGGUGAGCUGGCCGCCUUCACGUCCUACGCCGUCACCUUCCCGCGGAACUUCCAGGGGCUGCUGGACACGUACUGCGUCAGGAGGAGUGGCUUGCCAAACUUCUGUGCCGUGGCACUGGCCCUGCACCAGCUGGGGUACCAGGCCAUCGGGGUGCGCCUGGACAGCGGGGACCUGGCCCAGCAGUCCAAGGAGGUCCGCCGAGUGCUCCGAGCCUGCGGUGCUCACUUCCAGGUGCCCUGGUUUGAGACCAUCCCCAUCGCUGUCAGCAACGACAUCAGCGAGCAGAGCCUGGAGGAGUUCAGCCGGGAGGGGAGCGAGAUUGACAUGAUCGGCGUCGGGACGAACCUGGUGACAUGUCCCCUGCAGCCAUCACUGGGCUGCAUUUACAAGCUGGUGGAGGUCAAUGGUUCCCCAUGCCUGAAACUCACAGAAGACGAGGAGAAGAUGACGAUCCCAGGGAGUAAGACAAUCUAUCGGCUCUAUGACGCUGCUGGUCACCCCUUCAUGGACCUCAUGGCCCUGGAGGAGGAACCCUCGCCCAGUGCGGGGCAGGAGCUGGUGGUCCGUGUCCUGGGGAGGCUUGGCGAGGCCAGCAAGAUCGUGCCCACCACCGUGGAGCCCCUCCAUCGCACGUACUUCAGAGAUGGCCAGAUGUGUGAGCCGCUGCCCAGCCUGCCGGAGGUGAAGAGCCACGCGCAGGCAUCCCUCAGCCUGCUCAACCCUGCUCACCGACGCCUUCAUGAACCACAGCCCUACCCGGUGGCCGUGUCGGAGAGGCUGCACCGCCUUCUCGCCGCGCUGCGGGCGGGCCCCCCAAGGCAGUGAGCGGGUCCGGGUCCCCGCCCCACCCUGUGCCAGCCCAUGCCAGGCACAGCCCCUGCCUGGGGCCGGCUCUUCCUCCGCAUUCUUUUGAAGACCAGGUGACUAAUUAGGAAUUACUGGUUCUGACGUUGCUGCUGUGUGGUGCUGAUCCAAGGACCCCGCAGGAACUGGAAGUGCUCCCUGGGGUCGCAGUAGCAAAGCUGGGCACAGCGGGAUGGGGCAGGCAGCGCUGGGAGGCAGCUGCCCCCGCGUCCUCUGGAAGUGACGGUCCUUCCCCGUCCGCCUUGGUGGCCCUGCCAGCCCUGCACCUUCUGCCAUGGCAGUCCUGCCUUGGUGAUCCUGCCAAACCCUGUGGCAGCACUGCCUGCCUCCGUGGCCCUACCAGCCCUGCACCUUCAGUGGUGGCAGCCCAUGCUGAAGCUCCUCAGUGGCACUAGAGACCAAGUCGUGAGUGCACAAGAAGGGGUCCAUGGGAAGGGCCAGCCCGUCCCCCAGCCCCUGUCCUGGGGGACACCUGUGGCAGACGUAUUUUGCGCUUCCUAUUCUAGGCUUCGGCUCUGUGGCCACAUUUGUAUCUCUAUUUUGUAUGCAAUUCCCUGGGGGGGUGGAGGCCGGCUCCAGGUUGACGCCUGCACUCUCUCACCUGCUGUUCACAGAGGAAACGGGGCACUAAUCCCCGCCCUUAACUUCAUCUUAAGCAAAAAACUAAAAUAAAGGCCUUUACCCACGACGGCUACGGCCACGCAGCGUGGCUGCCCUGGUCCUUCAAAACACUUGUUGCCUUCAGCUUCAAUGUUUAAUUCGACGUCCUUCACUUCACGGUUUAUGACUGAAGAAAGUUGGAAUGAAAAAGCAAGUGCUGACCCAUGAGGGUCAGCAAGCAGGUGCCUCACAGCUCCAGUUUGUGGCAUCCUGUGACCCUAAUUCCAGCACAAACCCCUUUGUAGCUCCACUGGGGGUAGGUCUCGUGCCCAGGCAAUGACUGUUUCAAGGCUUUAUCAAAACAGGGACAUGAAAAGUUGUUGCAUGGAAAGGAAGAAAAACCUGUACAGACUGACUCUUCUCCAAGACACGCAUAUUUUCUCUAAUCCUGCCCAAAUUGGUAACAGGAAGAGAGUAAAUCCUUUCCCCUGAGCUUGUAAAAUGCACAGACCCGGAAUUGAGCCACCCAGUGAGGCAGGGCAAGAGGGAAAUCCCCAGCGAGAUGCACCUGCACAUUCCCAGGCACCAACCCUCUGCCUGCAUUGCACACCCUCUGAGGAACAGCCACCAUUUAGAGCUUUGCAGCAGAUGUUGAAGAAAAAAAAA